CGCACCACCGUGCAGCUCAAGUUUUGACAGCGUUGUUCAUCAGGCAGAGAUGCCGGCUGUGGGAUUCAUGAGGACGGUUGUGCUUUGCGCCCUGAUGGUGCAAAACAGCCGCGCUGAGCCUCCCGUGCAUGACCCGAAUCCCGUGCCCGAAUCGUCCCUGCUCAAGCCCAAAGUUAUGAUCGCGAUUCUGGCUCGGAACGCAGCUUACAGCCUGCCUUACUACCUGGGUUGCAUCGACAGACUGGACUACCCGAAGGACCGGAUUGCUAUAUGGGCUGCAGCAGACCAUAAUGUGGAUAACACCACAGCCAUGUUGAGGCAAUGGCUGAAGAACAGGCAGAACAGCUACCACUACGUGGAGUGGAGGCCAACGGAGGAGCCAAGUUCGUACACAGAUGAGUGGGGGCCGAAACAUUGGGCUCCAUCUCGAUUCAACCAUCUGAUGAAGCUCAGACAGGCAGCGCUGAAGACCGCACGAGAGCGUUGGGCUGAUUUUAUACUGUUUGUUGAUAGUGAUAAUCUCCUGACCAACCCACGGGUGUUGAAUCUAUUGAUGGCUGAGAAUCUCACACUGGUGGCACCCAUGCUGGACUCCCGAUCUCUCUACUCAAACUUCUGGUGUGGCAUCACGCCUCAGGGAUAUUACAAGCGGACGCCAGACUACCAACCUAUACGUGAGUGGAAGCGUUUAGGCUGUUACUCUGUUCCCAUGGUGCAUUCCACCUUCCUAUUGGAUCUGAGACGGAGCUCCACACUGGAACUGGCCUUCUACCCACCUCACCCCGACUACAGCUGGGCAUUUGAUGACAUCAUGGUCUUUGCCUUCUCAGCUCGACAAGCCGGUGUACAGAUGUAUGUGUGUAACAAAGAGCAUUACGGUUUCCUGCCUGUACCUCUGAAAGCUCAGCAAAGUGUGGAGGACGAGGAGGAGAGUUUCACACACACCAUCACUGAAGCCCAUAUUGAUCAUAACAUCAAGCCCUCCGAGUUCCUUUUCACUCCAGCCAAAGCUCAGGACAAGAUGGGCUUUGAUGAGAUCUUUCUGAUCAAUCUGAAGCGGAGGAUGGACAGAAGGGACCGGAUGUUGAACUCUAUGGCAGUUCUGGGUCUUGAGGCCACACUGGUUGAAGCUGUAGAUGGAAAGGCUCUGAAUACAUCUCAGCUACAGGCUCUUGGUAUUGAGAUGCUGCCGGGGUAUAAAGAUCCAUACUCUGGCAGGGUGUUGACACGUGGAGAGAUCGGCUGUUUCCUUAGCCAUCACUUCACCUGGAAACAGGUGAUGGAGAGCGGCUUACAGCAUGCACUGGUGUUGGAGGACGAUGUGAGGUUUGAGCCUCGAUUUAAGAAAAGGUUACAGAUCAUCAUGAAGGAUGUUGAAAAGGCUCAUCUGGACUGGGACCUCAUCUAUGUGGGCCGUAAGCGGAUGCAGGUAGCACAGCCAGAGGUGUCUGUGGAGGGCGUGAAUAAUCUUGUCGAGGCAGAUUACUCAUACUGGACUCUAGGUUAUGCUAUUUCGCAGCAAGGGGCCAGAAAACUCCUAGCUGCUCAGCCGCUAGGCAAGAUGCUCCCUGUGGAUGAGUACCUGCCAGUCAUGUUCAACAAACACCCAAAUGUGGAGUUCAUGUCUCACUUUGAUCCCAGGGAUCUACGGGCUUUCUCUGUCGAGCCAUUGCUUUUGUACCCGACGCACUAUACAGGCCAGCCAGGUUACUUCAGCGACACCGAGACCUCCACUAUUUGGGAUAAUGACACGGUCAACACAGACUGGGACAAGCGAUAUGUCCAAAAAACCUCCCAGCAGGGACAAAUAGAUCUUGUCGCCCAGAACAGCGUAACCGGGGACAUACCACCACCCGCAUCCCGAGCCUCUCGAGAUGAGCUCUGAGGCAACAGAACAUACACUCUCAAACAACAUCACAGACUCACUCACAGACUGGUUACUCCUCAAUGUCCAGCAUUCCUCGCCUUUUUGGCGAAACAUCAGCCAAUAGCAUGACAGCUGGCUGGGAUGCUUGAACACCAUCGGCUGGCUGGUUGAGAUUGGACAGUCUGUGAACGGACGGACACAAAAACACACAAGCUCCUUUAUGAAUCCACUUUAUUUAUUUCAUCAUACCUUCCAAAAACAUUUAUGGGCAGAACUGUCCCUGGUGGAUAUUUAAAAAGUCUUGAAAGAUGAACAAGGCUUUCUAUGAGGACAACACAGCCUCUCUCAUUUGGACAAUGACACACACAGACAUGGGAGUUAGAUUUGGGUUUUGCAUUGCAAGAACAAGGAUUAUGCAGAAGAAUUUUGAUUUUACAAUACUUUUUCUAUAAGUCUUUAAAACAUUUCCAAACCAAGAAUGCCAUGAGGAUGACAAAACAUCAAACCAUUGACUUUUAUGUAAACUACUGUAGCAAGUUUUUGAUUUAUUUUACAAUCAUCUAGAAAUCUGGUUUAUAAUAUUUUGCACAACACAUGUCUAUGUCUAACAUAACAUUGUCUUCCUGCAGAGACCUCAAUAAUUAUUUCCAGAAUUUUCCAGGAGACUGACGUAGUUUGUACGAGUGUUUAACUUCUACUGUGCUAUGUCAUCAUUUGAAACGGGAUUCAAUCACUCUCAUUUCUUUCACUCGGCAGGCUGGCUCCUGUUUUCUAACUGUAGAUUGCAUUGCCUUGUUUAAGUACUGGAGAUGUCAUGGUGCUGGUGGUGGGCUGAUUCAAUAAAACUGGACAAUCAGUUAAACACGACUCUGGACGUAAGCUGGGCAGAAUUUUUCAAUGCCAGUAUAAGCCAACCAAUAACUGGAUACUCAUUCUACUGUAAAUCAAGUAGAUUACACAUUUUCUGGCUUUCUGUGCUGAUCCCUCACUCUUUCAAAGCAGAAAGAAUGCAUGUGAACACACUAAGUUAUGAAUAUUAAAAACAUUCAUUGUUACAGAAUAUGCUGCCAACAAUAAAUAUGUUGAUGGCUAGAGAGUAAAUAUGAAAUGUUUAUGGAAAACAACUUAACCAAGAUGCUUAAACAUUAAAUAUACAAUAUUG
Molecule: messenger RNA, 3029 nt
Organism: Triplophysa dalaica
Lineage: Eukaryota; Metazoa; Chordata; Actinopteri; Cypriniformes; Nemacheilidae
Gene: colgalt2b
Product: collagen beta(1-O)galactosyltransferase 2b
Exons: 12
Coding region: 50-1885 (611 amino acids)
Molecular function (GO): procollagen galactosyltransferase activity
Source: RefSeq, a predicted model, not a curated record